Molecule: messenger RNA, 3218 nt
Organism: Procambarus clarkii (red swamp crayfish)
Lineage: Eukaryota; Metazoa; Arthropoda; Malacostraca; Decapoda; Cambaridae
Source: RefSeq, a predicted model, not a curated record
UGCAGUAGGUGCUGGAAGUGCAGUAGCAAGACGUCCUUCUGUCCUUCGUGUGGUGUACACAUGGUGAGGGGGAGUGUUGGAACACUGGAGACGUUGAUUCCAUGACGGUGAUAUUAGCAAGCAAUGGGCCGCGCACCCUCUACAGGUGACCAGUAAGCGACCACACCAUAAAAUGUGGAAACAGUUAAUGAUGGUGUUGAGCGCUCUCGUUAGGGAAGAGGAAGAGCAAGAAAUGAGAAAGAAGUGGGAUGAGAGGAUGAAGGAGGAUGUGUAGAGAGGGGAAGAGGAAGAGAAGGAGGUGAGCGGCCGGCCGGGGAAGUCGCUCCAACGCUUUCGUGUUGACAACACCACAGACGGCCAACAUGGCGGCUGCAGCGCCCACUCUGGAAGCCCUUAUCCAGAAGACCACGAGUCCUCUAAAUACCGAGGAUGACCCAAAUUCCAUCCAGGCUGUAUGUCAGGCAGUUACUGCUGAACCGGGUGGUGUUCAGACAGCUGUCAGACUCCUUGCCCACAAAAUACAGUCUCCUCAGGAACGAGAGGCGCUGCAGGCUCUUUGCGUUCUGCAAGCUUGUGUAAAUAACUGUGGUCCCACCUUCCAUUCCGAGAUUGGUAAAUUCCGUUUUUUAAAUGAGAUGAUUAAGUUAGUGUCGCCGAAAUAUCUGGGGAACCACACACACAUAAUGGUGAAGACAAAAGUCGUGGAGCUUCUCUUCACCUGGACCAUUGAUUUAAAGGCAGAGCCCAAGAUCCUUGAAGCUUAUAACAUGUUGAAGAAACAAGGUGUAGUUAAGGAGGACCCUCAAUACGUAGGAGCCCCAACUAUACCCGAGCCUAGAUCUCGAGCAAAUGCAGUCUUUGAAGAUGAGGAAAAGUCUCGUUUGCUUCAGAGGCUUCUGCAGAGUAAGAAUCCAGAAGAUCUUCAUAAAGCUAAUGCUCUCAUUAAAUCAAUGGUGAAAGAAGAUGAGAGAAGAAUGGAACGAACUAGCAGAAGAAUAGUAGAGGUUGAAACUGCUAUGAAUAACGUGCGCGUGCUGGAUGAUAUGUUGUCGCGCCAUCAAGAAAGUCCAGCAAGCCAAGCUGACUUAGACUUAAUGUUGGAGCUACACUCCUCUUGUUCGUCGCUUAGGUCAAAUUUGUAUCGACUUGUCUCCGAGAUGGAUGAUAAAGAAGAGGGAAUUGGUGACCUACUUAAGGCAAAUGAUGAAUUGUCGAGAGUGAUGGGACGCUAUAAGCUGAUCGUUGAAGGAACCAAAGUUGAGCACCAAGGAACAGAAGGGGAAAGUCAACAUCAUAAAUAUAGUGGGGAAGGACUGUCUCAAAAGGAUGGAGAAAUUCUUCUUGAUCUAUCAACACCAGAGGAUAUGCCAAGUAAUCAAGGACUGGCAAGUCUUGUUAACCAGGACCUUCAGAAGAAAUGUACAGAAGUAGUUAUAGAAGGUUUGAACUAUGGCCGAACAUGCAUAACCUCUUUCGACGAACCUGUCGUGGAGAACAACACUUCGUUACUGGAUCUCGGAGGAAUCUUCUCGGCCUCGGCCAACUCCUCAGCAGUGUCGGCAGAGUUGCAGCUGGAUGCAGCGUUACCCACAGCCAUGGCUCCGACACUUGUACCACAAACCUCCACUUCACUUGAUAAUAAUCGACAAGAUGCACAAUCCAAGGAGCGGCCUGACCCUCUGGAGGACCUAGCAGCCUUGGGUACAUCACUGAUUAAGCAGAGUCUACCAGCCAAUGCUCAAGUUCAAGUUCAGUUUAAACCCCUGGAGAAGCUGAGCAUGAAUCAGUUGAAGCAGCAACAACAAAGUGUAAACCUCACUGCAGCAUCUUUGAAUUCAACUGGAAGCCUGCUACCUAAUCCGGGCCCACUAGUUGGACCACUCGGCACUCAUCACUUUCCUUCCAGUGUUCCCUUGGUCUCUGGUGCUAGUAAUGCUAAUGGAGAUUCUGUGGAUUCCUUGCUAAAUUUAGACUUGUUAAGUGGGAACAUUAGUGUUGAUUUGGUGUCUGAUGGAAUAAAGUCGAGCCAUAGUACUGUUAACAAAAUGAAGCCCCUAGAGGACAGUAAUCUGUUAGAUAGUCAUGAUGAUAGUUUAAUAGAAGCGUCGUCUUCUAACACAAUACGUGAAGUUGCAAACGACACCCAAAAACACUCUCAGGAAAACAAAAAUAGUGUGUGUGAAAGUAGCAGAAGAAGAACAAGUUCAACAUCAAAUCCCCAAUUUAUGGAAGUGAAGCCCAUGACGGAUAUUAAGGUUACUUUAGAAAUGAUAAAGCCAGGGAGACAAGGAUCAGUAACUGUUUUGGAUAGUAACGAUGUUAACGUUACACUCCACUUCACGGAAAAUCAGCCUCGAAGCGAUGUUUCUGUUGUAGUUGUAUCUACAAUAUCUCACAAUUCACAACCUAUAUCAAAUUAUGUUCUUCAAGCUGUUGUGCCUAAGGGCUGUAAAGUGCGAUUACAACCGCCGUCAUCAACUGACUUAGCAGCUUAUAGCCCUUUCCUGCCUCCUCCAGCUAUUACACAGAUUAUGCUUAUUGCCAAUCCAAAUCAAUUGAAUGUGUCCCUGAAGAUCAUGCUCAGUUACACUCUAGAUGACGAUCCAGUCACAGAGAUGGGAGAAGUAGGAAGUCUUCCUCUAUAGAGAAUUAUUUUAGACUAGAUUUUUGUUAUUUCCUCGUCCUGUAGGCACGGACAAAAUCGCAAGUAUGCCUCAGUUGUGUGGUGCGGACACCAAAGUGUGGUAAGCUACAGCCACAUUAUAGUCACAUCUCUAGCUGUGAGGGUGUGACAAGAUUUAUGGCAUUAACAUUACCACUUAAAAUGAGACACUUAACUCACAGAUCUGAAAGUAAAGGAAUUCACGACGUUUUGGUCCAGGAGGGACCAUCACAUGACUUGAUAAUGGUCCAGGAGGGACCGAACCAUUGUUAAUGCCUUUAUUUUCAGAUUUGUAGGCUGGGUGUCUGUUUUCAGCUAUUGUGACCUAUUGUCUCCACCACUUAAAAUAAUUUGGGUCAAAAUUUCUGAAUUUUCAAGCUGAGCAGAGUCCUCUGCAGUCAGCCAGUGGUAUGAGUGGUGUUCCAUUACUGACUAAUGAUAACUUGUUAUUGCUACGUUAAAAUUAGUUUUGUAAGUUUAUAAUUUACACUUCAAAUAUUUAUGUUAUAAAUAUAAAGAAAUACUUUUAUUCCAAAAUAAUACUUUGAAUUAUCUA